UUGCUCUUUUUACUCAGGGAAAAAAAAUAAAAGGAAGAAUCAACUAUUGUUAUAGAUCUCAUGGGACUCUUUCCACCAUGCUGGUUUGAUCCCAUAGUUGCUCCCUUGGGAUUUUGGUGGCUGAAAAUACAAUUGUUGUUUGGUUGAUUCGUUGCUAUUAGAGAGGGAGAUGGGAAGGGGAAGAAGAAAUAGUGAGGGAGGUUAAAGAGGAGACAACAGAUGAAUACAGAUCUGCAAUAAUCAAAAGCUACUCCUUCCAGUGGUGGGGGAAAGUUUGCACAGGAUCUGGCAAUGUUAGUCUGUCCUUUCUCGCCCUUACUCCUUUGAUUUUUUAUGUGUGAUCUUGCUUUGAUCUCUGUUGGAUGUGUGGAAUAUGAUUUAUAUUUCCUAGGUCCUCAAGAAUUACCAUGUGGUUUUUGGUGCAUAUAUGCAGAAUCGAGGGUACAAAUAUGGAGACUUUCCAACAAUUAUUUUAUUUGCUUAAUCUUCUGGUGUUAGUUUACUAAGAACAUACGUGUACAUGAUCCUUUGAAUGGAAGGCCAUAUAUUUGGUUCUCUGAUACCUUCUGCUGCUCUAUCUACCAAAUGAUUAGUUGAACUAUUAAUUAACAGGACAUGACCAAUUAGUUGUUCACUUCAUCAUUGGGUAAACCCAUUAGUUGUUGGCAUGUCGUUGUGGAUUUUCAUUACAUAGAAACUUUGUCUUUACCAUGGACAAAAGAUUGUGGUAUGUAUUGCUUUAUUUUCCCUUUUUAAAGGCCUUCAUUUCUACAUAUAUUUGUUGAUUGCUUACUUGAAAGAAUUAGCAGAGUAUACCUUCUAUAUUAUACACACCGCUUGGUAGAUUGUAGCAAUGAGUUGUUUUUGCUUCAUCUAACCGGUCUAUGUUACUUGGCAAUUAUUAGCUCAAAUGGUGUAUUAGCCUAACUAGCUAAUUGUAUGAUCUCUGGUCUCCUUUCUCAUGAUCCCAAUCAAUCAAUUGGAUAGUGGAAAUGGGUGGAGUGGGUUAAUUAUUUGGAUAUUGAAUGACUUUCUACUACAGAAAAUUCAAACAAUUGAUAUUUUAUGUUUUUAGAAAAUAUUGGUUAGGUACUGGACUACUGCGCACUUCACCUGUGAUUAUUCUACCUGCUUUGUUCAGCUUUGGUUCCUCGAUUGUGUAUAGAUUAACACAUAUAUAUCCUCAUGGCCCAAUCCUGGUUAGGAGUUAGGACGUUUCGUGCACAUCAGUUUCCUUUUCAGUUGCAUGGUAUCUAAGAUGCCACUUUCUAAUGAUUUAUAUGUUUGCUGCUGGAAUUUGUCAUUUUAUCAAAAUAUCCAAUAACAAUACCAAUGUAUGGAUUGUCUAUAUCUGAAAUCUUAUUCCAAGUUGUUUAUUUUUUUGGUAGUAGGACUACUAUUGUUUUACAGUGGGAAGACACAUUUAUUUCUGUCAAACUCAUGCAAGGUAACCUGUCUCGCCUUCUCACAUAAUUUCUAUUGAAAGAAGAGUGAACUUCAGCUUUAUGAAUACAUGUGAAAUGCUUCUGUUUUUAAGGGGGGCAAGUAGAUUUAGUCUUACAAACAUAAUACACAACACUGAUUAAUCAUAGGUAUUCUCUUUUUAUCAUUGUUUUAUUUUCUACUAAGUAAGUUUUCUUAAUUGGUGUCUUGCAAAUAUCGUAUUAUUAAUAUUUAGGCAUAGUAUCAUAAUUAUCCGUGGUUCGUUUUUUUAAAUCACUAGAUUCAUUUGCCCAGUUAUCGAUUUGUAUAUGUGUGCUUAUUUGCCAGGGAGAGUUGUAAGACCAAAAUUGGAAACACUUACGUUCUGGUGUUUGUAAUAUUUUUCAAUUUCCUCUUACAUUCGUAGAUUAGAAAUAAAGUAAUGGCCUUGGUUUUGAUCUUUUCCUUAAAUCCCCCCGAGGAGGAGAGCUUGCAUAUUUAGAUAUAAAGUAAUGGUCUUGGUUUUUUUUCUCUCGGGUCAUGAAUCCAUAUUCCUGAAUUCAUUCAUUUAGUGGCACCAAUUAUUUGACCUAGGAAAUAAUUGAAUAUGAACCUCUUGGUGAUGGCCUUCUCAAUCCAUCAAUAUAUGCAAGGGACGAUAUUUCCCAUUGGGUUAGGAAAGCUGUUAUGUAUGCUUAUUAACUGAACAUUUUUUUGAGGUACCCAUUCAUCACUACCACUAUCUGGCUGUCAAUACGUAUGCAGCCAUGCCUCUCACCCUAGAUGGUACAAGUAGAGGAGAAGAACCCUGAGGUUACAAGCUCAGAUUUCCUAUAUUUUUUCUGAGAUGCACGUUCUCUCUGUUGAGGGCCUGAAAUUUUCUGUCUUCCUAUGACUAGCACCUUUUUCCAUCGGUUAUUCAAUUGUAAAGGUGUGCUCCAGGAACGUGUGUCAUGCUCGACCCUGUUGGAUGAUCUGCAACUUCUGAGGUCGACAUUACAAAGAUGUUGCCAUGAGGAUGAAAGAAAGAGAUGCAGCAGAGUUUUGUACAUACGUCUUUCACUAGCUAUGUUGUGGUGCCAAUGUGGCCGGAAGGUGCUCCUGAAAGUGACUCUGUUCAGGCAAUACUAGACUGGCAGAGAAGGACGAUGGACAUGAUGUACUACAACAUCGCCAUUGCACUUGAGGGCAAGGGGAUCGACGCGAACCCCAAGGAUUACCUCACCUUCUUAUGCUUAGGGAACAGGGAGGUGAAGAGGAGCGGUGAGUAUGAACCUGCAGGUCGCCCAUUGGAUGGAUCAGCCUAUGAAAUGGCACAAAAGGCUCGGCGGUUCAUGAUCUAUGUUCACUCCAAGAUGAUGAUAGUUGAUGACGAGUACAUCAUCGUUGGAUCUACCAACAUCAACCAGCGGUCAAUGGACGGGGGUGGGGACAUCGAAAUCGCCAUGGGCUCAUUCCAGCCGCACCACCUAAACACCAAAGUCCAGGUUGCCAGAAGGCAGGUCCAUGGUUUCCGGAUGUCGCUGUGGUAUGAGCACCUAGGCAUGCUGCACAACGAUUUCCUCAACCCGGGGAGCCUGGAGUGCGUCCGGAGGGUGAACAAGAUGGCAGACAAGUACUGGGACCUCUACGCCAGUGAUGAGCUGAACGACAACCUCCCCGGGAACCUCCUCACCUACCCGGUCAUUGUGACGAAGGAUGGCACCGUGACAGAAGUACUUUUAAUAGACUUAUUCAUCUUUCUCUUUCAGAAUCGGCUAGAACAGGAGCUAGCGAUGCCUGUAUAAUUUGUAUCAUUUAAAUACCAUGUUACUCUUCAUUGAAAAACACUUUAUCAUCAUAUUGAGUGUAUCUAAGUGCAUGUUAUUGAUGUA
This is a messenger RNA of Lolium rigidum, 3296 nucleotides long. Its product is annotated as phospholipase D alpha 2-like. The record is from RefSeq and is a predicted model, not a curated record. The coding region runs from base 2454 to 3209 and encodes 251 amino acids. Gene Ontology annotation, cellular component: plasma membrane. Lineage: Eukaryota; Viridiplantae; Streptophyta; Magnoliopsida; Poales; Poaceae. Gene Ontology annotation, biological process: phospholipid catabolic process. Gene Ontology annotation, molecular function: D-type glycerophospholipase activity. The transcript is spliced from 6 exons.